Messenger RNA from Thelazia callipaeda (thelaziosis nematode), 1011 nucleotides. The record is from the annotation of a GenBank genome assembly. NCBI's taxonomy places the organism in Eukaryota, Metazoa, Nematoda, Chromadorea, Rhabditida, Thelaziidae.
AUGUUUUUUCAGAUAACAAAAUUCGAACGUGGUGAAAACAUUGGUAGGUUUAUUAUCAAAUUCGUUUUGCCAGAGGGCCACAAAGCUAAAGGCGUUUGUCGAGGAUCACUCAGAAAUGGCCGCAUUCGGCCUGUUAUUGAUUUUUCUGGAUGUACUGAUCGAAUGGCACAUGCUAGAUUCUGUCUACUCGAAAGAGAAUUAAAAGGAACACGUGCUUGCGUGCGAGUCAUUUCUUCAGAUUGGUCCGGUCGUGAGCGGCGGAUUUCUCUUUUCUUUCUAAUGGACUCGGACAAGAAACUGGAGCGCAAUUUGCAAUUCAAUGGUUUUUCUAACGUCGUUUCGAAGGAUAGCCCGAAGAAGGGUACGGAUUCGGAUGAUGAAGAUCGCGAAGAACUAGUUGGAGAAGGCUUGUUCGCUUUUGACGAAGAUAUCAUUGCGGAAAAUGAAGCUAAUAAUACAAAUAAAGAAGGAUUGCUUGAUGAAGCUAUAUCUGAUGAUUUUGGAAAUCAUGGCAUGUCUGAUGCAUAUUCCAAUAUCUUCGGAGGCUGUACAGGCCUGCGUGCGAGUCACCUAAGAGCGGAGGCGGCAGAUGCUGAUGGUAAUGGGCAGCUGGAACCGAUACAGAAAACCGUUGGUUCAUUGUUGUAUGGUACUUCGCUUCCGAUUACUAUUCCUGCUAGUCAUUUUUGUCAUCCCCGUUAUGAUCGUAAAGAAUUUGGAGAAAAAGGAAUAUUGGAUUCCAGUGAAGAGAACGUUUUUGAUGAAACAAUGUUGCAUCAGCGCCCUUCAAAGGAUCUCUUUAGUCAGAUGCGUGCUUAUGCUCGCUCUAUUCAGGCGGCUGACGAUCCAGAACGCCUGUUUGGUGAGCGUCCAUCGCGACGUCGUUAUGAAACGGGUGAGGGAAGGGUCACAUCUCAGGUAACUGAUCCUUUACAGGCAAGGGAUGAUGUUGAAUUGGAUACUACUGACUUAAGUGACCAUGCAUCACAUUCUUAUCAUGGUGCUAUUUAA